Messenger RNA from Spinacia oleracea (spinach), 2865 nucleotides. Its product is annotated as calcium-dependent protein kinase 26. The transcript has 9 exons. The coding region runs from base 641 to 2365 and encodes 574 amino acids. The record is from RefSeq and is a predicted model, not a curated record. Lineage: Eukaryota; Viridiplantae; Streptophyta; Magnoliopsida; Caryophyllales; Amaranthaceae. Gene Ontology annotation, molecular function: protein kinase activity; calcium ion binding; ATP binding. Gene Ontology annotation, biological process: protein phosphorylation.
UUUACCACUUUCUUCCCGGAUCUUUCCUGCAACUUUAUGAUAAUACAUUAUUUAUUUACUCCGUAUAUAAAUGUCAAAUAGCUUAGUUGAUAAUACCGAAUAUUAUUUACAUUAUUAUUUGAAUUUCCAAGUAUAUACUGAAAAAUAGAUGAGAUUAUACUCCAAUUCGUAUGGAUUAAUUUAUAAACACUAAAUAGCCUUAUUAUUAAAAGAAAGCCUUUUCAGUUCCUUUAUCUUGUUUUGAGAAAAAACAAACAGACCCACCUCACAAAUUUUCAAUUUUCAGGGGAAAAGAGAAAUAAAAACGUAAUAAAGGUACAACCUUGAUUAUUCCAUGAUUAAAAAUGGAAGAUUUUUGACACCCUAUUAAUAAAAAAAAAUCAUUUUUUUUGGCCCCCAAUAUUUUCCUUUGUUUAUUCCUCAAGAACAUGAGCUAGGAACUUACCUUGAAAGAUCUUCCUUUUUGCCCUUAUGUUGAUCAUCUUAAGCUAGGAACCCAAUAAAUCAAUCUCCUCUCUUUGUUACUUUUUGUUGACUCCAACGAAAAUUUUGAGUGCAAUAUUGAUUGAUUGAUUGGAUGAGAAACUUUGGUUUGGAUUGUGAAAGAGUUGAAUUGGUUGGGUGGAAUUGAGGUUGUUUCAUGGGCAAUACAUGCCGGGGAUCUUUUGGGGCAAGAUUUCAUCAAGGUGGAACCCAACCUGAGGAUCAUUCUACCGUAACUUCGAAUUCGAAUUCGAAUUCAAAUUCAAAUUCAAAUUCAAAUACCAAUAGCUCUCAUACUACCAAGAGAAACGAUUCCGAUUACUCUGAUUAUUCUCCCAAUAGUUUGAGAAACCAGCAACUUGUUAAUCAGGAAUUUGCUCAAGAUAACCCUAAGAAAGAUCAUAAUCCUGUGGUGGUUGUCCCCAUGGCAAAAGAUAAUAAUACUGUGAGGAAGCAAAGUGAUAAUCAAGCUUACUAUGUUUUGGGUCAUAAGACUGCCAACAUUCGUGAUCUUUACACGCUUGGCCGUAAAUUGGGGCAAGGCCAAUUUGGGACCACUUAUCUUAGUACCGAGAUUUCCACGGGGAUCGAAUAUGCUUGUAAAUCGAUAUCGAAAAGGAAGUUAAUAUCUAAGGAGGAUGUGGAAGAUGUGAGGAGAGAGAUUCAGAUAAUGCAUCAUCUGGCUGGUCACAAGAAUAUUGUGACUAUAAAAGGUGCUUAUGAGGAUCCUUUAUAUGUGCACAUUGUGAUGGAACUUUGUUCUGGGGGUGAGUUGUUUGACCGCAUCAUUCAAAGGGGGCAUUACAGUGAGAGAAAAGCUGCUGAAUUGACUAAGAUCAUUGUUGGGGUUGUUGAAGCAUGUCACUCAUUAGGGGUGAUGCACAGAGAUCUCAAGCCUGAGAAUUUCUUGUUGGUUAACAAGGAUGAUGAUUUCUCUCUCAAAGCUAUUGACUUUGGGCUUUCUGUCUUCUUUAAACCAGGUCAGGUCUUUACAGAUGUGGUUGGAAGCCCUUACUAUGUUGCACCUGAGGUUCUUUUGAAAAAUUAUGGUUUUGAGGCAGAUGUGUGGACUGCUGGAGUUAUUCUGUACAUAUUACUCAGUGGUGUACCACCAUUUUGGGCUGAAACACAGCAGGGAAUCUUUGAUGCAGUUUUGAAGGGUCAUAUUGAUUUUGACUCAGAUCCUUGGCCCCUAAUAUCAGAUAGUGCAAAGGAUCUGAUCAGAAAGAUGCUGUGUUCGAAUCCUCAAGAACGUUUAACUGCUCACCAAGUCUUAUGUCAUCCUUGGAUUUGUGAAAGUGGGGUCGCACCAGAUAGAGCAUUGGAUCCAGCUGUAAUUUCUCGGCUCAAACACUUCUCUGCAAUGAACAAGCUGAAGAAAAUGGCUUUGAGGGUGAUAGCUGAAAGUUUGUCAGAGGAAGAAAUUGCUGGAUUGAAAGAAAUGUUUAUGUCAAUGGAUACUGAUAAUAGUGGUGCCAUCACAUUCGAGGAGCUCAAAGCUGGCUUGAAAAGAUAUGGUUCCAACCUUAAAGAUAUAGAGAUACGUGAUCUUAUGGAAGCGGCUGAUAUUGACAACAGUGGUACAAUAGAUUACGGGGAAUUUAUAGCUGCAACAAUUCAUCUGAACAAGCUUGAGCGUGAGGAACAUCUAGUUGCAGCCUUUCAGUACUUUGACAAGGAUGGAAGUGGAUCUAUCACCAUUGAUGAGAUCCAGCAGGCCUGUCAAGAACAGGGCCUUAGUGAUCUUUAUCUUGAAGAUGUUAUCAAGGAAGUUGAUCAAAAUAACGAUGGCACAAUUGAUUAUGGUGAGUUUGUUGCAAUGAUGAGAAAAGGUGAUGGCGGGAUUGGAAGAAGGACUAUGCGUAUGAGCAUGAGAGAAUAAGAGAUGCUUCUGGAUCUCACUAGCCUCUCACUCUAGUUUUUUCAAGGUUUGUACAGCAAUGGAUGAUAAAGCCAAGAGAUGUAGGUUCUUCCUCGACUCACAACUUGAUUUUACGGGUGUUUAUUGUAAAGGUUGCGUGGUUAAGCACCAUAGUGAAAAAAGUUACAAGUUCCCUGCUGACUGGUCUGAAAUGGUUUCGUAUUUAAGAUGAUAGUAUUUAUGUUUGGAAGAACAAGGUCGGGUCAAUCAACUCGGCAAGCUGGGAAGUCUAUGCUCAUUCUGUACCUUUUUAAAUUAUUGGGUUCUACUUGAGAACAAAGAUAAUUUAUUCAAGCGGCAGCUGCUGGCGAUGUCAUUUUAGAAAGUGCUGUUGUAUGUUGUUAAUCCUCUGUAUCGUGAAUGGAAAAUAGAAUCGUUGUUUGAGUUUUGCUCUGUAAUUUUGUUUUGUUCUGUUUUGAUCUGUAUCAAUGUUAAUUAACGCGUUGCUUUACACCUGAUAA